Fonticula alba is the source of this 2085-nucleotide messenger RNA. RefSeq lists its product as hypothetical. Gene Ontology annotation, molecular function: transmembrane transporter activity. The transcript is spliced from 4 exons. Bases 97 to 1911 code for a protein of 604 amino acids. Gene Ontology annotation, cellular component: lysosomal membrane. The record is from RefSeq and is a predicted model, not a curated record. Gene Ontology annotation, biological process: transmembrane transport. NCBI's taxonomy places the organism in Eukaryota, Rotosphaerida, Fonticulaceae.
GCCCCCCUCCCCCGCCUUCCUCCCUACACGGAACUCCGGAAGCAGCCAGUUCCCGCGCGAGACCCCGUCCCCCGCGUGCGCCCUCCCCGCCCCACCAUGACCACCUCAGUCAGUCCUCUUCCCGCCGCGGGAACGAGCGACACCUCCCCCCUGCUGGGCAAUGACCCGUCGGUCUCGUACGACUCGGCCGGCCUCUAUGCCCCGGAGGAGGAUCCUCACGCUCUCAAGGAGAAGCGUAUCGAGCGCAUCGCCAUCGCCAUCUCUGUGUUCGUCAUGUUCAUGGGCUCCAUCAUGUUUUCUAUCACCCUCUCCUCGAUGGUCUACUUCUUCGAUAUCCUCGAGGGUGUGCCGACCAUUGAGGCGCGCGACCCGACCCAGUCGCACUACCCCCUGGACGGGAUGGGCUUCUACGGGCUCAUCGUGGCCGCCUUCUCCCUCGGCCAGGCCAUCUCCUCGCCGCCCUUCGGCUACUGGUACAACCACCGCUCCGCUCGCGGCCCCUACAUCUUCGGCAUGUGCUUCAUCUUCUUCGGCUCGGUCCUGUACUUCCUGUGCGUCGGCAAGUGGAUGAUGUUCUUCGCUCGGCUGAUCAUCGGCAUUGGCGCCGGCACGGCCACCGUUUGCCGGACGCACGUGGCGGUCGCCACCCCGGUGGACAACCGCACCGGUGCCAUGGCCCUGGUGGCCGCCGCUCAGGCGGUCGGCUUCAUCAUUGGCCCGGCCUUCUCGCUGGCCUUCGGCGAUGUCAACCUCCGCAUGGCUCCCUACCUGUUCUUCGACAAGUAUACCGUCCCCGGGUUUGUGUCCUGCCUGCUGGCGGUCAUUUCCUUCCUGGCGGUGGUCUUCCUCUUCCGUGAGACCGAGCUCGAGCGCAUGAACAAGCUGAAUGCUCGCCUGGAGGCCGGCGAGCAGGAGAGCAUGCUGGACAAGGUCAAUGCCAAGUUCCGCACCCUGGUCAACCGUGCCACCACCACCAUGGGCCUGGGCUCGGUCAACUCCAGCGACGACUCUGCCCCGAUUGGCGGGUCUUCCCUCAAUGCCGACACCGCGGCCAAUGUCGAGGUCGAUGCCAACGAGGAGGACGAGAUUGUCUUCGACCGCACGGCCAUCUACGUCAACAUGGUCAUCUUCUUCUUCAUCACUUCCUCCUUCUCGGUGUUCGAGACCAUUGCCACUCCCUUCACGUCGGUCAACUUCGGCUGGAGCGUCGCCGACAACUCCCUCUUCCUGACCCUGGCCGGUCUGAGCUCCGUCGUGUCCUUCAUCGCGGUCAAGCCCCUGUCCGCUCGUGUUGGCGAUCGCCCGCUCCUCUUUGUCGGCCUCAUCCUGGCCGCCACCGGGCUGCUCAUCCGUGUUGGCUUCGGCUACCCGGACUGGGUCAUUUCCGAGACUCAGUAUUGGAUUUCCACCUUCUGCCUGUACACCAUCGGCUACCCGAUCUCCAAUGCCAUUUGCUUCUCGGUCUUCUCCAAGAUCAUGGGCCCGGCCCAGCAGGGCACCCUGACUGGUUGGCACAUGCUUGUCGGUGCCGUGGCUCGCCUGGUUGGUCCCCUGUGGGCCAGUGCCCUGUUCGAGGUCGACCAGCGUGCCAUGUAUGUCUUCGGUCUGACCGCUGCCAUGAACUACUUCGCUGCCGUCCUGGUUUUGGUCUUCUGGAAGCGCCUCGUGCCUUACGGCGAGAAUGAGCACAGCUCCGGUUACCGUGCCGUCCCGUAUGAGGCCAACUCCGACAGCGAUUCCGCCUCCAACGAGGACGACUCGGCGCCGCUCCUGUCCGGCUCGGCUGGCGUCGGUGUGUCCGACUUCCAGAAGCCUGUCCUCUCGACGCCUUCCAUGUCGGUCCCCUCGGCUUAUGACGAUCACAACCCGUACCUCGCCUCGAGCCACAACGACACCGCCGACGGCCUGUAAGUGUGCUCAAACAUCCUUUCUCGGGUGCGCAUGCGUGCGUGUGACUGGCCGCAUUUUGUGGCCUCGCCGCUCUUGCUUUCGUCCCUCUCUGCGCUUGAGAAAGGGGAUCUCCCCCUUCGAUGGCAUAUGCGCAUGCCGUGAAUGUGUGUCGGCUGGGGGGGGGGGGGGGGGGGG